Messenger RNA from Triticum dicoccoides, 1524 nucleotides. RefSeq names its product glutamic acid-rich protein-like. The record is from RefSeq and is a predicted model, not a curated record. The coding region runs from base 1 to 1524 and encodes 507 amino acids. Lineage: Eukaryota; Viridiplantae; Streptophyta; Magnoliopsida; Poales; Poaceae. The transcript is spliced from 2 exons.
AUGGCGUCGGCGAUUCCGCCAAUCGGCGGCGAGGGCGUCCACGGCGGCGGCGAGGGCGUCCACGGCGUCGGAGAGAUGCCGUUCUGGCCUCCUAGCGGAACGGUUGGCGUCGACGGGGAUGGCGGCGACGAGUCCAGCUCCGCGUACUCGACCGACGACGAGGAGUCGAUGUUACUCACCAUGGAGCAGCGGUUGCGGUUGGCGCAUCAGUGGGUGGCGAACCCUAGCAGCAGCCAUGAGUUGACGCAUGGACUUGGCGGCGUGCUUUUGGAUGAAGACAUUUGGCAAGUAAGGAUCCAUUUUGAUGCAAGAGAACCAUUGGAGAUGAAGCUGUGUGGUUCAGAUAUUACUUAUCUGAAUUUGGUUGCAGUGAUGGAAACCCAAGGAUUUAAUGCAUAUGAUUGUUUGUUUCACAUUGAAAAUCCAUCUUUAGGAGAGAAAGGGCUGGAUUUGGUAGACAGUCAUGCAGAAUUACAGAUGAUAAAGAGGAAGAUCCAGGACAAAUUGGUGCUUAAUUUGCUAGUCAGGGCUUGUCCACCCCCUGAUACUGAUUUUGAGAGGCAGCAUUUUGAAAAGCCAGACUUGUCCACUGUGGUGUACCAAGAGCCUGUUGUUUAUGAUCUGAGUGAGCCUCCUAUCUUAGCUGUUGAUCAGGAAGGAGUAGUCUUUGAGAGUCAAUGUAGCACACAUCACCCUGUUGCUCCUGCUGGUGUUUGCACACAAGAAAGCAGAAAUGCAACUAACAAGUUGAAAGCAGUUUUGGAAGAAGAAGAAGAGGGAUAUCAAGGAUUUGAGGCUUAUGAGGACAAUGAUUCCUCUGAUGAGGAUGGUCAAAUUGGAAGUUACCCUAAUUACAUGGUUGAUGAAGAAGAUGUAGAGGUGGAAGAGGGAAAGAGGCAGAGAGAGCUAGAAGUACAAGAGGAAGAAUCAGAUGAUGAUCAAUCAGAAGAGGAAGAAAUGCUGCAUUAUGAGGGUGACACUGAAGUUGAGGACCCAUUUGAGGUAGAGGAAGAUAGGACUUUUGAACAAGAAGAAGAAACUAUAGUUGAACCUGUAAAGAAGAAGCAGAAGCUGCCAGUUAGAAGAGGCCCAACCACUAGGUCACAUUGUAGUGAGCUACCAGAGGUUGAACCUGAUUUCAGACCAUCAUCAGAUGAAGAAGAGGAGGGGUUGUUGAGGGAGAGUGAUGAUGAUGGUUUUCAACCACUCUCUUUUGUCCUACAAAAGAAAAGGAAGAGUAGGGCAAAGAAAAGGCCUCCUAGGAAGUGGUACAAUGAGAAAAUGGAGCAACCACAUGAGCAACUGUGUAUGAAGUUGUGUUUUAGGGAUCAGCAUCAAUUCAGAGAAGCUUUGUUGAAUUUGCACAUCACCCAGGCCAGGAAUUUCAGGUAUCACAGGAAUUCAGAUCAGAGGAUAAUUGUUGAGUGUACAGAUAAAAAAUGCCAGUUCUUAAUGGUGGCAGCAGUUAUAAAAGGGGAGAAAACAUUUAUGCUUGGCUUAGUUGCAGGCAAGAUAUUAAGUUAG